UCAGACUUACCGCCUUCACGACCACGCAAAGAGAUAUUGACGCCUGUCUCCCCACCGGGCCAAAGGGCACCUCUACGUUACUUCAUAUACACCUUGGUAACAACAGCCCUUCUCUUCACAGUGUGGUAUACGUACAUCACAGCUGUGGGGCUCAAGCACUGGAAAGAGGAUGUUGGAUGGUGGGGAAUGUUUAUUGGGCGAUUUGGGAGGCAACAUGAUAUAUUGUAUCACAACCAGUGGAGAGGUCAGGAAGUGACGGGAGAACUUGAAGGGCAUCUCAGUCAGCUUGCAUCCGCGCUCGGAAUCCCCGCAACAGGACUUAGCUUCGGCUAUCAAACCAUUUGUGCCACCUGCGACACUGUCUAG
This is a messenger RNA of Suillus subaureus, 366 nucleotides long. RefSeq lists its product as uncharacterized. Lineage: Eukaryota; Fungi; Basidiomycota; Agaricomycetes; Boletales; Suillaceae. The transcript has a single exon. The record is from RefSeq and is a predicted model, not a curated record. The annotation marks the transcript as partial.